Sipha flava (yellow sugarcane aphid) is the source of this 890-nucleotide messenger RNA. RefSeq names its product ubiquitin carboxyl-terminal hydrolase isozyme L3 (gene Uch). Gene Ontology annotation, cellular component: cytoplasm. The transcript is spliced from 8 exons. The record is from RefSeq and is a predicted model, not a curated record. Gene Ontology annotation, molecular function: cysteine-type deubiquitinase activity. Gene Ontology annotation, biological process: ubiquitin-dependent protein catabolic process; protein deubiquitination. Lineage: Eukaryota; Metazoa; Arthropoda; Insecta; Hemiptera; Aphididae. Bases 171 to 866 code for a protein of 231 amino acids.
GCUUCCGGCUGUUCCGUGAACGUUCCCGAUAAACAAAUAGCAAUUGUCUAUCGUCAUUCAAAAUAUUAAUUGUAAUUUCGAUUAUUAUUUGUCACUCACUCACUGUAGUCUUUUUCUGUUUUCUUUUCUUUUUUUUUCCUCCCAUAAGUUUUGAUUUUCUAGAAACCAAAAUGUCGUGGAUACCCUUAGAAUCCAAUCCAACGGUUAUGAGCAAGUUUUUGCACGACUUGGGUGUGCCGAAAGAAUGGGAAAUAUGUGAUGUAUUUGGAUUUGGGCCUGAUGAACUUGCCAUUGUUCCAAGACCAGUUGCUUCUGUCAUUAUGUUGUUUCCGUACAAUGAUGCUUAUCAAAAACGUAAGGAAGAAGAAGAGGUGAAAUUAAAAGAUAAAGGUCAACAGGUAUCAGAUAAUGUAUAUUUUGUGAAGCAAUUUAUACAUAACGCCUGUGGUACUAUGGCUCUAAUACAUAGUGUUGCUAAUAAUAGAGAUAAAAUAAUACUUAAUGAUGGAAUAUUAAAACGUUUUUUGGAUGACGGAAAAAAUAUGUCACCAAGUGAUCGCGGUGAAAUGUUAAUAAAAUCUGAAGAUAUGGUUAAUACUCACAGGGAAAUCGCUACUGAGGGACAAACUGCGCCACCUGAUCCAGAAGAUGUUUUACCUUAUCAUUUUGUUGCAUUUGUUUGUAAAGAUGGAAGUUUAUAUGAAUUAGAUGGUGGAAAGUUUGACCCUAUUAAUCAUGGACCCACAAGUCCAGACUCAUUACUUGAAGAUGCAGUUAAUUUAAUCCAAGAAAAAUUUAUUGUUCAAGAUCCAGAAAGUGUUUACUUCACACUAUUGACUUUAUCCAAUGUUAGUGAUGCAUAUUAAAAAUCUCAAAUUCAUUUUCUGAUA